UCAAAGCAUCAAAAGAAAAAGAGAAAAAGAUAUAUACAUCGAAGAAGGAAGCUUACGAUAUCAUCUACUUGUCUUCAUCUGUCAAUUCUUGAGAAAAGGAGAGUAAGAUAAAUUGAAAAAGAAAGAGAGAGACAUUUUUAAGAACAUUAUGAGAUAAAAUUAAUACUCGCGCACUCUCUUACGGUUGAUAAUCAAAAGAGAGAAAAGACUUUAAAUUGGAUUAAAAAGUAAGGAAUAAAGAGAGAGAAAGAGAGAGAGAUUAAAUAAAGUAAUAAAGAUAGCAUUUGAUAUCUUACUACUUGGUAAUGAACGAUUUAGAAAAGAAAAAAAACGUAACAAUGAGUGAUGCCAAGGAGGAAAAAGAGAUGAUCGGGGAAAAUCAAGUGAUGAAGGAUAACGGGGAAAAGGGGUCGAAGUUUAUCGACGAAUUUUCCGAUAAAUUAGAAAGUGAGAAUGAUAAUGAGUCGAUAUCUAGGAUAAACGAACGUAGCAAAUCAAUGUUGAGUGAAUCAAAAGAAGAAUCAACAGCUAAAUACAGGGAUGUGUUAUCGGGUACUAGUGUAAAUCCUACAAGAAGAUCUAGCAUAGCUAGCGCAGCCAUUUGUUCGAGUUUGGUACCGAGUUUGGCUGGUGCGUUUCCAGGUGUGCCGAGUAAUUUUUUACCAAGGGCUCGAGAAACCAGUUCGUUUGGUUUAAAAAGAAGUGUUACUCUCUCCAAUUUGUCAUUCGUCAAUGAUAAUACAUUAGAAAUUAUCGACAAGAAAAACGAGGAAGAGAAGGAUGAUUGGAUUAACAAGGAAAGAGAUCGGAAUGAUGAUGGAAAUGAUGACUUUGCAUCGGACUGACUCGAUGGUAUCGCUUUGUUAUCGAACGCUUGCCAGCUACAUCACGGAUGACAAUCUCGCUGGUUUGCAAAGUUUUCUUGAAAAUAGAAGAACACAGGUUGAUGAUCGAGAUGAGAACGGUAGCACAGCACUCAUCCUUGCAGCAGCAAAAGGAAAGAUCCAAUUUCUUCGGGAACUCAUCAAUUAUGGCGCGGACGUUAAUACAGAAGACGCGGACAAUUGGACGGCAUUACUUUGCGCAGCUAAGGAGGGUUAUACCGAGAUCUGUUCCGAAUUAUUGGAUCAUGGCGCCAAUUUGGAACAUCGUGACAUGGGAGGAUGGACACCACUUAUGUGGGCAACUUAUAAAGGUAGAUCGGAUACGGUGAAGUUAUUAAUAGCACGUGGUGCUGAUGUCAAUGCUCAUGGAAACUUUCACAUAUCCUCCUUGCUGUGGGCAGCUGGUAGAGGAUAUGCCGAAAUAGUUAAAGAUUUAAUUAGUCAUGGUGCUAAAGUCAACGUCGGUGAUAAGUAUGGUACUACGGCUUUAGUAUGGGGUUCCAGAAAAGGAAACAUAGAGAUAGUCGACACAUUGUUAAAAGCUGGUGCUAAUGUCGAUACGGCUGGCAUGUAUUCAUGGACAGCUCUUCUUGUGGCGACACUUGGUAAUCAUAUAGACGUAGUUCUAUUACUUUUGGAACAUAAACCGAAUGUAAAUGCUCUUGACAAAGAUGGAUGUACGGCCUUGGCGAUAGCUUGUCGAGAGGGUCAUCACGAAAUAGCUAAUGCGCUUUUAAAUGCUGGAGCUUAUGUCAAUAUUCAAGAUAGAUCUGCUGAUACUAAUUUGAUACAUGCUGUUAAGGGUGGGCACAGAGGUGUCGUUGAAUCACUUCUUAAAAAAUAUGCUGAUGUUGAUGUACCUGGCAAGGAUAAAAAGACUGCAACUUACAUAGCUGUAGAAAAGGGUAAUAUAGCAGUACUAAAAUUAUUACUAACCGCUAAUCCAGAUCUAGAAAUUGCAACAAAAGACGGUGAUACGCCAUUACUACGAGCAGUAAGAUCGCGGUACGCCGAAAUAGUACAAUUAUUAUUAGACAAGAAAGCUAAAGUUUCCGCAACCGAUAAAAAAGGGGAUACUGUGUUACACAUUGCUAUGCGUGCAAGAUCUAAAGGCAUAGUUGAGAUAUUGCUGAGGAAUCCAAAAAAUAGUCAAUUGUUGUAUCGGCCGAAUCGUCAAGGAGAGACGCCGUAUAAUAUAGAUAUUAAUAAUCCUAAGGCUAUUCUAGGACAAAUAUUUGGUGCUCGUCGACUUAACACUAACGAGGAUAAUGAAAAUAUGUUAGGAUAUGAUUUAUACAGUAGCGCGUUAGCAGAUAUACUGAGUGAACCUUCACUUUCAACGCCAAUUACUGUUGGUCUUUAUGCCAAAUGGGGUUCCGGGAAAUCAUUUUUAUUAAAUAAAUUAAGAGAGGAAAUGAAAAAUUUUGCACGACAGUGGAUCGAUCCAGUAUUCCAAUUUUCUACUUUAUUGUUCAUAGUAGUUACUCACAUGUCAUUAUUAGUUGGUGUUACAACUGGUCUUCUUGUACAAUCGUGGAUUAUUGGUCUUGCGUGUGGAAUAAGUCUUAUUUUUAUUGUUUAUCUUUUCUUGGUGCUCGUUUGGUAUGCCAAUCAAAGAUAUGAUUGGUAUUGGCCAUCGAAUUUUACAGUAGCACUUACAACAAAAUUAAACUCGCUGAAGCUACUGUUGCAAAUAAUAUUUUGUCAUCCACCUGGCGGAAGUGUUCACGACGAUAUUACCGUACAGCCCAUUAAAUUUUACUUCACUGAUCAAACUAGAGUCGGUACAACGGCUGCUGGUGAGAAUGCGGUUGUGCAAAUGGUUGGAUCUCUUUAUGAUUCGAUAGAAAGUGAUUUUGGUUCUUUGUCUACGAGAUUAUACCGAGCUUUUAGACCUAAAUUCGAUAAGUCUACCACUACUUGGAAAUGGAGACAUCUUUGUUGUUUACCAUACGUUGUUAUAUUUGAAUUCUGCUUCUGCAGUUUACUUAUUGGUAUAUCAGUACUUACAGUCUACCUCAUAGAUUUAUCUAGUGAUGUACCAACUAUUGAGAAGUUUACAGCGCACAUCAUUAUGAUAACUGUUGGCUUAGUAUUAACUAUCAGUAUUAUAGCAAAUUUAUACACAUGGAAUCAGACAUUAAAAGCGCUUGUGUUCUCGCAGAGAAGACAUCUGCAACAUAGUAUAUCCAAAUUAGAAACAUUAAAAAGCGAAGGUUUUAUACAAACAUUAAGAAGUGAAGUUAAUCUAAUGACUGAAAUGGUAAAAUGCUUAGAUAGCUUCAUGUCUCAACAAAGUAGGCUAGUUUUAAUAGUAGAUGGCCUAGAUAGUUGUGAACAAGAUAAAGUUCUACUUGUUCUAGAUGCUAUACAGGCUCUGUUUAGCGAUAAUGGAUACCCAUUUGUGGUGAUCUUAGCCAUUGAUCCACAUAUUAUUUCUAAGGCAGUCGAAGUAAACAGUAGAAGAUUAUUUACCGAGUCCAAUAUCGGUGGGCACGAUUAUUUAAGAAAUAUGGUUCAUCUUCCAUUUUAUUUACAAAACAGCGGGUUACGUAAAGUUAAUAUUGCACAACAAACAGCAAUGCAUACUAAAAAGACAACUUGGUCGGAAGCUGAGGAGAGUGUUAAUUUUGCUGCUAGCAGUACAAUGCAUCACUCUGUUUCCAAUAGAAGAUUAAGUACUGAAUCUGCUGUUAUGAAUAGCAAUGAAAAAUUAAAACCGCAGAGUAGAAAGGGCAACAGAAAAUUACGGAUGAGCGAAUCCAUUGCUAGCAGUAUUGGUAGUAAUCUAAAUCGAUUAGGUGGCGCACAAGAUCUCAAUAAAAUGCUUCUCACUGAUGAUUACUUUAGCGAUGUGAAUCCACGCAGUAUGAGAAGAUUAAUGAACGUUGUUUAUGUCACUGGGAGAUUAUUGAAAGCAUUCCAGAUUGAUUUUAAUUGGUAUCAUCUAGCCAGUUGGAUCAACAUUACAGAGCAAUGGCCUUUUAGAACAUCUUGGUUAAUAUUACAUUAUGAUAUGUGUGAGGAUUCUUUGGAUGAUUCCAUGUCUUUGAAAAGUCUUUAUGAUAAAGUGCGUCCACAAAUACCGGUGCUAAAGGAUGCUCAACCACUUCUCGAGAUGGACAGAGAUGAACGCAAGCUAGACGUUUUUCUAACUUUCCACAGGUCUAGUUUACACAUCAGCGACAUGAAAAUAUUUUUACCAUUUACUAUCAAUCUUGAUCCUUAUAUAAAGAAGAAAAUAAAAGAAGAACAGCAAGGAUUAGAUGAAGAAAUGAAUGUGUCUCAUCACAAACAAGUCACACCGUGGUCUCAACAAAGCAAUAUUUACAAUUCAAGCAAUAUAAACAAAACUGUAGCUACUAAUCGUAGUGCUAAACUUAACAAAACAUCAAGCUUACAGGGACAACAAUGUAUUCAACCUGGACCAUCGUGGGCUUUUCAACCAAGUUUCGAUUGGUCUGCUUCACCUUGGGCACAUAUGCCACCUGCUGAACCUGCGCCAAGAUCACUUUCUGCAACUACUACGUUACCACCAGAAAUUCUUGAAAUGAAAUUGUCCAUUAUGGGUGUGAGCGAUGUCUGCGAUCUUCUUGACCGAAUCGAAGGUUUUAAUAUUAAUCAUUCACCCCAAUAUAAGAUUGUAAUGAGGGACAAUAAUAUUAAUGGAAGAGUUUUGCUUCAUUGCGAUUUGCAAGAACUAAAAAAGGUCCUAAAAAUGUCGUUUGGCGAUUGGGAAUUAUUUCGUAUGAUAAUCGUAUCGCUCAGAGAAUUGGAACUAACAUCAUUCAGCAAUCAAGAUGAAACUUCACGAAGUGUACGAUUUACUGUAGGACUCGAGCCCAUUGCACGGAAAGAACACACUUUACAAACUAGUUCCGCUCGCGUAUCUGCCCAUACUGAAAAAGAAAAGGGAAUAUCCAGAACAGAUGCACCACCUCGACGAGAUCAAGCUAAACAAUCAAUUAUGGAAAAACAGUAUCAGGUAACUUUGGAAGAACAAAUGAUAUGUGGCGCUUUACAAACCUUGAAUGAAGAAGCGUGCGAAGAUGUAUUGGAUCUUCCAAAUCCAGCAACGGCGCCAACAGACUCACUUUCAGGACUAGUUGCUUCUUCAACUCCGGAUAUGGAUUACGUUCUACUACAAACCAAUCCACUUUUUCAUUGGGUACCGGUUAAUGAAAAGGAAAGUUCUGAUGAUAGUUCGUGCGACUCAACGAUACAUCUACAUCGUGCUAAUUCUCAACAUAGCAUAGCUUCCCAACGAAGUACAAGAUCAACUUGUUCUCACAAUCGUAGUAGAAGUCUAAGAAGAAAUGGAAGUCAUUCCAAAAGCAGACCAUCCUCUCUUUUCGUUUCUCCUCCCCCUUCACCUCUACCUGCCUUUAGAUCUAAAUCCACAGACGAAUACUACAUGGGAAAUACUAUACCUUUAAAACCAACAUCUUCUAUAGCUUCUUCAACGAAGAAAAGACGUUCUGUAUCAACGCUUUGCGACGAUACAAUACUAACGAUAUGUGGUUCACCGGCAGUGUCAAUUUCUGUUCCGCAUUCUAGUUUGGAAAAAUUAUCUAAAUUAAAAGACCGUUUGAUUGGAACAACUUCGACGACAUCUACAGCUGCCGACAGUGACGACGAAUCUACACCUUUGGUAUCAGAAUUAUCAACACCAACGCAUUCUCAAUCUGACAGUGUCUUUAGAAAUGAAUUCAGUCCAGAUAACACUAGCGAUAUUUCAGCUGAUUCGAAUAAAGGUCUAUCACACGGUGGCGAACGAUUAGCUAUGAAACAGAUUAUUAACGAUAUAGAUUAAUAAAAUACGUUAAAGUAGAAUGAAUUAAGACAGGAUAAAGAUAAUAAAUUUUGAUAGAUAACUAAAAUAUUUCCAUAAACUUUUAUCAUGGGCAAUCCUCUCUUAUGAAGCUCUAUUUUGAUUAGUUUUAUGUCCUCGAAGAGAAUCAGAUCGAGUGAUUUAAACAAAAAAUAAAAUAAAAAAGGAAUAUCUACUUAAACCUAGUUAGUUUUACAAGUUUGAAUUGACCAGAUUUAUAAAUUUUAGAAUCUUGAUAUUUAAUAGUCUAUUAGAGUAUAAUAUGACUAUUAUAAAUAUAAAAAAUACUUUUUCGCACGUGCACGUUUAUAAAUAGAAAUACUUAAUCAGAUAUUAAUUGUAAACGUUUCCAUUGCAGCAUUCAUUUGAAUAUUAGGUUUGAGAGAAUUAAUAGUGUAAAUAUCUGAUAAGCUACAAAAACAAACAGUUCAAACGUGUAUGAAUCUUUUUAUAAUUAGACAUAGAAACUAAAUUUAUCGUCUCAUUAUUUAUAUAUCAUAGAAAAAAUAAGUGUUGUUAAUUAACUAAUAAUCUUGAUUAUAAUGAAGUGACCUACUCUGCAGUAUAUAAUAGCUAGCUUCACAUAUACGGAAUUGAUAUAUACAUAUAUAUAUUUAA
This is a messenger RNA of Polistes canadensis, 6333 nucleotides long. It is a transcript of the gene Arms, whose product is annotated as kinase D-interacting substrate of 220 kDa. The transcript has 21 exons. The record is from RefSeq and is a predicted model, not a curated record. Gene Ontology annotation, molecular function: protein binding. The coding region runs from base 781 to 5697 and encodes 1638 amino acids. NCBI's taxonomy places the organism in Eukaryota, Metazoa, Arthropoda, Insecta, Hymenoptera, Vespidae.